AGUUUAUUCUCUAUGCCUAUAAUCCAACGCAAUCUCCGUUAAUGUACAAAAGUUGAUUCAGUAGUUCAGUUGGACUUUUAAGGAUGUCUCGUUGUUUAGUUUAAAAGCCGUGGUAUUGUUCACGGCGUGACGAAGAGUUGUCAACAGGCAAAUUGCGAAGCUUCUCACCUCAGAAGAAACAGCUUAGGCUAUGAAAAAGAGCUGCAAAACUUGACAGCAUUCAGACACGCACCCACAAUACCACAGCGUAUGUUUGACAGUUUAGAUUGUAUCGGAGACAACAAAAAUGUAGAAAAUUCUGCGUAUAGGCCUUGUUUAGCAGAAACAUCUUUAUUGUUUGAUAAAAAAACUAUUAUUUUGGACUUCAACUUAAAUUUAUUCAGCUGAAAUGCAGCAGGAGCGGUUACUCAAAGUCCUUGUCAUUGGAGAUUUAGGUGUGGGGAAAACGUCGAUAAUAAAGCGUUACGUCCAUCAGGUUUUUUCUCAACAUUACCGCGCUACUAUCGGUGUUGACUUUGCUCUCAAAGUCUUGAAUUGGGAUCACCAGACCGUCAUACGACUGCAGCUUUGGGACAUUGCGGGACAAGAGAGGUAUGGCAACAUGACACGUGUGUAUUACCGAGAGGCUGUAGGUGCGCUGGUGGUUUUCGACAUGACGCGCUCCUCCACCUUUCAAGCUGUAUUGAAAUGGAAAAAGGAUCUUGAUUCCAAAGUUGCACUUGGCAACGGACGGCCUCUGCCAGCUGUUCUGUUGGCCAACAAGUUUGAUCAGAAUUCAUAUGGUUUAUGUUCAAAAUUGCCAAAACUUGAUAGUUUUUCAAGGGACCAUGGUUUUGUGGGUUGGUUUGAGACAUCUGCCAAGGACAACACAAACAUUGAUGCAGCCAUCAUGUGUCUUGUCAAAAAUAUAAUGGCCAUUGACGUGGAGGACAUUCCUGUGGAUUCAGACUCCAGUGUACUGGUCCUGCCUGCCUUUGAUUAUAACCUGCGAGAGCGCAGUAGCCCUAGCUGCUCUGUCUGCACCAAAUUCCACUCUAGUAGAAAACCUCACAGUGAAUUAUAGAGAGAGACGAUUAUAGAGAAAACAGAAAAAGACAAAACGGUCACACCCUUUGUUCGGCCUAGUUUUUGCUGAACUAAGCCUUUGUGGGAAAGACAAGACAUAACAUUCAACGUUACAUCCUAACAUUUCUCGAAUCAGCCUCAAAACCAAGAUACAAAAUUGCAUAUUACUUAUUGCUUUUGAUGU
Misgurnus anguillicaudatus (oriental weatherfish) is the source of this 1249-nucleotide messenger RNA. RefSeq names its product ras-related protein Rab-38. The record is from RefSeq and is a predicted model, not a curated record. Gene Ontology annotation, cellular component: late endosome; lysosome; phagocytic vesicle. Gene Ontology annotation, molecular function: GTP binding; GTPase activity. Lineage: Eukaryota; Metazoa; Chordata; Actinopteri; Cypriniformes; Cobitidae. Gene Ontology annotation, biological process: phagosome-lysosome fusion; endosome to lysosome transport.